AUGGAAAAGCAGUACUGGAAGCUACUAGAUUUGCCAAAUCAGGAAGGCUCCGAGGAAUCAAAUGACUACGUCGUCAGGAUUAUACACCUUCUUGAAGAAACAUCACCAUGCCCUCCUCCAUCAGGAGGAAUCGGAGCACUGCUUAGUUCCACAAUGAUGGGUCGAAAUAUGGAAACUCGAGUUGAUCAAAGUCUUUACGACUCGAUCAAAAGUCGAAAAACGGAAGAGCUGCAAAAAGACUGCGAGAACUUGUACGUACAACUCUAUAAGUUGAUACGGAAGUAUCAAGGUAGAGCCUACGUAAUUUGUACCAUAAGGUAA
This is a messenger RNA of Cooperia oncophora, 321 nucleotides long. The record is from the annotation of a GenBank genome assembly. Lineage: Eukaryota; Metazoa; Nematoda; Chromadorea; Rhabditida; Trichostrongylidae.